ACCGGAAUCACAACAAACACCCGGUUCAUGGAUCCUCGUCAGGAGUGUUUAUAUUUAAAUCUGCUCUGAACAGAGCUGCGCCUCGGCGAUGAGCAGCAGUUUCCUCCUCCUGCUGUCCCACACAGACCUCCGCAGGUGGCCGGUCCUGCUGGUCCGGUCCCGGCACUCGGUUCUGCUCAGGAGGUUCUGUUCGGGUGUUCGGAUCAGCCGCAGCCUGCAGGAGAAGUACCGCCUCCUGCAGCUGCCUGAGGAGGAGCGCAGCAGCCCUGAGCAGGUGAGGAGCGCCUACCUGCGCCUCGCCAAGCUCUACCACCCGGACUCCGGCGCCGCCACGGCCGACCCGGUUCUGUUUGCUCGGGUGGAGGAGGCCUACCGGGCGGUUCUGACCCAUCAGUGCAGAACCCGUCUCUCUGAUGGAGCGGAGGAGGAGGAGGAGGAGCAGAGGUCCAGGUGGGUGGCUCUGCAGCACCGACACUACCUGAGCUACGACGGCGUGGGCUCGGGCCCGCCCGGCCAGCGGGAACGUCAGUACCAGCAGGCCCGUGUGGACCGGGCCGCAGAGCAGGUUCUGGACUACAGGCGGAGGGAGCAGGAGCGCGCGGCGGCGGGGGCGGCGCUGCUGCAGCGGGACGUGCGCCAGCGCAGCAGGAGGAUCACGCAGGCCGUGGAGCGGCUGGUGGAGGACCUGAUCCAGGAGUCCAUGGCCCGCGGAGACUUCCAGAACCUGAGCGGCACCGGGAAACCCCUCAACAAGUUCCAGCACAACCCGUACGCCGACCCCAUGACCCACAACCUGAACCGCAUCCUGGUGGACAACGGCUACCAGCCCCCCUGGGUGGCCACGCUGCGGGACAUCAGGGAGGCCGCGGGCCGGGUCCGAGACCGGCUGCUGGAGGGCCGGGCCCGGCUGGGCGACCCGAUGAGCCCGGCGGAGCGGGACCAGUGGGAGCGGCUGUGCGGCUCGGUCCAGGAGGAGCUGCUGAGGCUCAACAAGAAGGUGGACCUCUUCAACCUGACCGUCCCCUCCCUCAGCAUGCAGAUGGUCCACUUCAGCCUGACCCGGGAGGCCGACCGGGCCACGAGACGGGCCGAGCAGCGCCGAGCCGACCUGCAGACGGAGAGAGAGAGGGAACGACAGAGGAGGAAGGAGGAGAAGAAGAGAAGCAACGCUGCUGCUAAAGCUAAUAACGCUAAUAAAGCUAAAGAACCAGGACUCCUGUCCUGGGUGCAGAACUUCCUCCGGUUCUGACGGGUCCAAAAACCCAACCAGAACCUUCAGGUUUCAUUAGAUGAAAACCUCUGAACACGUUAUUUUAAAGCUUUAAUGGGUUUUUCUCCUGAUGGUUCCGGUGUUCUGCUUUAUUAUUCAGACAAAUCUUUAAUUUAUUUAAAAAAACUAUAAAUUAAAUAAUAAUUAUUUAAAUUU
Messenger RNA from Austrofundulus limnaeus, 1426 nucleotides. It is a transcript of the gene dnajc28, whose product is annotated as DnaJ (Hsp40) homolog, subfamily C, member 28. The record is from RefSeq and is a predicted model, not a curated record. NCBI's taxonomy places the organism in Eukaryota, Metazoa, Chordata, Actinopteri, Cyprinodontiformes, Rivulidae. Bases 89 to 1249 code for a protein of 386 amino acids. The transcript is spliced from 2 exons.